Molecule: messenger RNA, 2650 nt
Organism: Haliotis rubra (blacklip abalone)
Lineage: Eukaryota; Metazoa; Mollusca; Gastropoda; Lepetellida; Haliotidae
Product: SPRY domain-containing SOCS box protein 1-like
Biological process (GO): intracellular signal transduction; proteasome-mediated ubiquitin-dependent protein catabolic process
Cellular component (GO): SCF ubiquitin ligase complex
Molecular function (GO): protein binding
Source: RefSeq, a predicted model, not a curated record
CACGUGAUACACCAAUAUAGCUCGCCAUUUUGGUUUUCUAUUAUGGCUCAUUUGGACAGAAUAUGAGUCACUUAGAAAGAGUAUAUCUAUUUUAUUUCAUUGGUUUUAGUCAGUUUUUACUCCACAGAUGUUAGUAGAAUGUGUAAUAAGUCUGUCCAACCGAUAAGGGAGCUUUCUAGACGAGGAAAGGUGUUGUUGCCGGAGCCAGGAAUUGUGUAAGGCAGGCAGUGUUGUCCAGCUACCCACCCUGUCAAAUGAGCAGUGCUAGUGUAGACUCAGUCUGCUGUUUAGGAUCACUGUGAUCACGAUACAGUUUCCGUGUACUGGUUGUGUAGUUCAAGAAAUGAACAUGGGCCAGAAAGUAUCGGGUGGUAUUAAAACUAUUUCUAAUUCACGAGAACCAACAUACAAGGCUAUCAACAGAGAGCCAGCGUACAAUCCAGAUUUCCAAAAACCUAGUCGUCUUGACGCGCUUCUGGACAUGCCUCCAGCGCCAAGGGACGUGCAACUGUCUCAUGCCUGGAAUCCAGAUGACCGAUCUCUAAAUAUAUUCGUAAAGGAUGAUGAUGCCAUGACGUUUCAUCGGCAUCCUGUUGCUCAAAGUACAGAUUGUAUUCGUGGCCGAGUGGGCUACACAAGGGGACUCCAUGUUUGGGAAAUUGUGUGGAGUACACGACAAAGAGGGACCCAUGCAGUGGUGGGCGUGUCUACGACCGAUGGGCCAUUACACUGUGUGGGAUACCAGAGCCUAGUCGGCAGUAGUAAAGAAUCCUGGGGCUGGGAUCUCGGCAGGAAUAAACUCUACCACGAUAUGAAGAACAAUCCUGGACUAACAUAUCCCACGCUGUUGAACCCAGAUGAGAAUUUUGUGGUGCCGGACAGUUUCCUAGUUGUGUUAGAUAUGGAUGAAGGAACUCUUAGUUUUGUUGUAGACGGACAAUACCUGGGUGUGGCUUUCAGGGGACUGAAGGGGAAGAAGCUGUACCCCAUAGUCAGUGCUGUGUGGGGCCAUUGUGAAAUCACAAUGAGGUACAUCGGUGGCCUUGAUCCUGAGCCGUUGCCUCUUAUGGACAUAUGUCGACGCACCGUUCGACAACAGUUGGGCAAGAACAGAUUACAUGAAAUACACCGACUUCCUCUACCCAAUUCCCUUAAGAGUUACUUGCUGUACCAAUCAUAGCGUGGACCGACGUCGGACGCAUACACAAGAAUAGUUGUGAUCCAGGAACCCCAUACUGUUUGUCUGCCUUGAAGCAGACCAGUUCAUUCUUCUUGUGAAGGGGGUGUUGGAGAUGGCUUGUUCCACUCUUCCAUUGGGGAGGCUCUGGAAUGCAAUUUACACAACACUCCAUAUCACCAACUUUGACACGCUGGACAAUUGAGCCAAAUUAGGAACAUUAUAUAUUUUUUAAACAAUGAUGCCGCAUGUUCUAUGAAAUGUGUGAUUUUUUUUAAUGAGUCGUGUGAAUGCAGCACUGAUAAUAUGUGAUUUUUGAGAUUUUAUGUGGGUAUGAACUUUGUUUUACAAUGAUUCCCAAUGCUGGUAAUUGCUCUAGGACAGACAGUUGCAUUGAAAUAUGUCAGUGACAAUUCUAAAAGUUGUUUUGUCUCAUGCUUUUAGGUAGCAACUGAUUUCAGUGGCCAUACCUCGUAUAACGCUUUUUUUAAAAAAGUCUUGGCUGCCCAAUACUUCAUUGAAUUAUCUUAAAAUCGAAAGCAUUUUCUGCUUUUUCUUUUAUGGUAACUUGUUGAAGUUUUACAAUUUUAUUGUAACAAUGGUAUUUAUAAGCCCACUUUUUGAGAUUGAAAUGUUUAAGCAGUGUGUAGCUGAGCUCACAACACACUGUCCUUGUUAUCAACACCUUUACCAUUAGGAAAUCAGUGCAUAUUUGACAAUGUUUGCUACUACAACUAUUGCACAGAUUUUACCAAAUUUCCUCAAGUUCCAAUUACCACAUGUUUAUUCCCGUUUGUCAGCAAGAGGGCGAGAGUGGUGCUCAAGAUAGAAUUUCCUGAAGAAACCAAUUUACACAAUGGUUAUGUGACAGUAAGGUUCAUGACAAGUUUUCUACACAUAUCAGUAUGCAAACUCCAAAGAAUGUCGAGAUAUCCAUAGAACAUGAAUUUUAUAGUUACCAUGGUAACUGAACAUCUGCUAUGGUCAUGUGAGAUUGUAGUAGUAGUUACGGCAUCUUCCUAAUAUUCACCAAGAACGCCUCCUUGUCAAGUUUGGUAAGUUCCAAAGGAUUGCUGCUAAAGCUGAAGAAAUGUCCAUAUGUUCUUUGUAAAAAUAUCCAAUUUAAUCUGUAAAUAUUUUGGUGCUACUGGCAUAAUUCUGUUAGUUUUAUGUACAUUGAAUUGCAGUGUUUCUGUAAGAGUAUCAGUACUGCUAUUUACUAUGUGCUGUGCUGCUAUUUAAAAUAUCAACCUGACCAUCUGUUCUCAUGGAAGGGCAUCUUGAUAUGUUUCACUGACAUUCAGCAUAAAAUUACAGGAAAUACUAUAAUAAGAUACAAAUUAAUCAAAUAAAUUAAAAUAAAAUAUAAAUGACAGGCAACUGGAAACAACAGCUAAUUCUUUGUUGCCAGUCUCAGGAACUGUUAGGUGCAAGCAGUUGUGUAAAACCCUUUUCCGUUGACUUGUUAGAAAA